Cornus florida is the source of this 809-nucleotide messenger RNA. RefSeq names its product non-specific lipid transfer protein GPI-anchored 9-like. The transcript has 4 exons. NCBI's taxonomy places the organism in Eukaryota, Viridiplantae, Streptophyta, Magnoliopsida, Cornales, Cornaceae. The record is from RefSeq and is a predicted model, not a curated record. The coding region runs from base 109 to 705 and encodes 198 amino acids.
AGAAAUAAAAGUGCAUCAAAUUUUUUUAUUUUUUUAGCAAACACUUGCCUCCACCAGCAGGAGAAAAAUUUUGACACAGAGAGAAACACUUUUUAGAGAGAGAGAAAGAUGUGUUAUACUCCUAAGAUGUCCUCCUUGAUGCAAAUAGUAAUUGUUUCUUGGGUGUGGGUUGGGGUUGUGCUUGUGAUUUCGGUGGUGAUGAUGGGGGUUCCGGAGGGGCAAUCAACGCCACCGUGCGCGCAAAAGCUGGUGCCGUGUGAAGAUUACGUGAACUCAACAAAGCCACCCGCUUCGUGCUGUGAGCCACUUAGAGAAGCAGUGACACAAGAGCUAGAUUGUCUCUGCGAUCUCUACAACACCCCUGCCUUCUUGCCCUCCAUCGGCAUCAACAUCAACCUCACUGAUAUGCUUUCUCUUCCAGCCAGCUGCGGCAUCCCCGUUGAUAUCAGCGCCUGCGUCAAUGCUACAGACCCAACUUCACCAUGGUUAACACCUGCAGGAUCAAAUAGAAGCCUGCUGAAGAUUAUAGGAGGCAUCAUAUCCGUUGUGACUGGACUUAUGUUGAUCUCUGUUCUGCUGAUAUGGAGGAAGGAAAAAACGAAUGAUCCAAAUAUGAACAAUCAAAAUGUUGAGUUAGUUUUUGGGAAUUAUGGAUCCCAAGUUCCAAAGCGGUAUAAUUUGUUGGAAACUAGUUGUGAAAACUAGUGUUUGUACGUGUAAAUGAAACUUGUCUAUGCCUGUGUGUACCACGUUAGACUGCAUGUGAAUUGUAUAUUGUGCAACAUGAAUAUAUCGUGUGAAUGUUUGCA